AGCCAAAUAUAUCUGGAAGUAACAUAUGGAAUAUCAGAUUGAAGGACAAAGAUGCUGUAUAAAAAGGAAAGCACACCCCAGUCACGAUUACAAUUUGAAGAUGGAAUUUUACGCAAGCAGAUUAUGUGCUGUUAUACUUGUCACUAUAGCAUGUCUACAGCCAAUACUAACAGCAGAGAACUAUCGUUGCUUCCAGGCGAAUACAGGGUUAUCUAGUGGCUGUAGUAUCCCAAUAUUCAAAAGGUUUCCUUACAAAGAAUAUUUCACGCCAUCGUGCCAACGUCAUGACAUUUGUUAUGGUUGUGCUACAAAAUUCGGUAAAAGCCGAUCUUACUGUGACGAUCUUUUCUUACGAGACAUGUUGAAGGUUUGUGAUAGGAUGUCAAGAUGGAAGAAAGUAGGAUGUAUAUACUUUGCACGUCAAGUGUAUUAUAAGGCUGUUCGUGCUGCAGGUGCACUAUUCUUUAAGAGGACACCAAAAUCCGAAUGCAACCAGUUCUGGGUGCGCAGUUGUUUUCCAUGAAUUUAAAGUCUACAUGCUUUACUAAUAAAAAAAAAUUCAUGAACAGUU
Mytilus trossulus (common blue mussel) is the source of this 571-nucleotide messenger RNA. RefSeq lists its product as uncharacterized. The transcript is spliced from 3 exons. The record is from RefSeq and is a predicted model, not a curated record. Gene Ontology annotation, biological process: phospholipid metabolic process; arachidonate secretion. Lineage: Eukaryota; Metazoa; Mollusca; Bivalvia; Mytilida; Mytilidae. Bases 26 to 523 code for a protein of 165 amino acids. Gene Ontology annotation, molecular function: A2-type glycerophospholipase activity.